AUGGACAAGAUCCAGGACGUGACGCGCUUCCUGUUGGCGGCUGGGGGGUCUCCCUCUGCCGACGGCAAAUCAACCCAUCUGUUUUACGAAGAGAAAAACGCCUUGUACAUGGAGACAUGGACGAACACUGAGCUUUCCGACCGGGUGCAGGUUGUUGCCGGUGUCAGGACCGGCACAUCCGCACCAUGUUUCACGGAAACAUUGCGAGCUGAGGAUGAAGACGACGAUGAAGACGACGAAGAGGAAGAAGAACUCUGGGAAAACGAAGAGUUAGACGACGUGACCGUUGCUCUUCACCAGAAAAGCCAACUUGCCGUCUCCUGCGGUGACAGCGCAAUCGUAGUCUUUUAUCAAAAACCAGAUGGCACGCUGGGCGCUAUUGAAGAUGACGGCGACGGAUGGAAGGUCGCUGAGCUCCCAAGUUCAGAAGCCUUUCCAGGAACCGCCCUGGCCAGUUUCCAAGCCGAAGACGCUGCAUACUUUGUCUAUGUUGGGGCCGAAGGAGCUCUUCGUUUUAUGGAGCAUAGCAAUAACGAAUGGAAAGAUUUAUCCUUUUCGAGUGUCAAAGUAGAUGGAGCUACCGCCAGACUAUCCGUUGCCGAAGACGAACAAGCGGAGAGUAGCCCAAAGCUCUUGGUCUUCUCUCUUGCAGAUAACAAACUGUCUACGAUUAAACUAGGGAGCACAGAAGCAGAGAUCUUGGGGACGGUGAGAGACAGAGAAUUCAAGCCAGUAUCUGAUCAGGAGUGCGGGGCGGCAUUGGGGGAAUACCUGUACUUGGGCACAGCUCCUUUCCGCCGGAGAGCUUUUGCGAGAAACACUUGUCAGGAAUACGGCGAGGAUGAAGAGUCUUGCGAGGACGAGCCAGCUGUUUCUGUGAUCGUGGCUCCCUUCCAGGCCCUGGCUUUUGAUCCUUACUACGGGCCUUAUGAUGCUUUUCGCUCUCAUGAUCCCUUUCGCCCUUACGAUGCUUUCCGUUCUUUCGAUCCCUAUGAUCCUUUCUACUCGGACUUUCAUCAUAUGAACAUGAGGGAUGAGCCUGAGUAUUACCAGGCCCGUUAUCCACUCCGAUAUGCCCCCCCUGCCCCCCCUCCCCCUCCCCCUUAUCAAGCUCCUCCUCACCAGAGGCAACCUGAAAAUGAGAGAGGUGAGGAACAACUUGAGCAAACUUCUUUCCGGAGACCUGCCCAGCGACGUGAGAUGAGAGCUGAUCCACGCUUUGUGGAUCAACGAACUCUUUCUCAAGAUAACAUUGGAUACCCACCUAAUUCUGAGGAGCAUUUGCGAUAUCAAGUUGAUCCUCAGGAGAAUUCGAGACGCCAGCUGAAUCCUGAAGAGAAUGCACGAUUCUUUCCAGAUCCCCAGGAAAGCAUGCGAUAUCAACCUCAUACGUGGGAGAAUUCGAGACACCAAAAUAAUCCUCUGGAGUCUUCGCACAUAUACCAGAUUCCCGCCCGUCAGACUGCGCGAGAGGACCCGCCUCCUCCGCAGGAAACCUCGCGGCAACAUCCACCGCCUCCCCCUCUCCCACCCAAGGUUGAAGCGGAAUCUGUUGCUCCUAAGGUCGAAGAAGAGUCCGAAGAAGAAUACGAACCUGUUCUCGACCCUCCUCAUCCUCCUCUACCCAAAGUUGAGUCUGAAGAGGAAUCUGAUGACGAAAACGAACCCAUGCAUGAUAUACCUCCUCAAACAGAACCUCGGCCUGAUCCACGAGAAGAAUUUCGAGAAAUUCUUCGAAUAGACCAUGAGCGCACUGUCAAAGCUCUUCGAGAAGAGCAUGAGCGUGCUCUCCGAGCAGAACGUGAGCGUAGCGAACGUGAACGUGGUAAUCUCCAGUCAGAACAUGAGCGCGCUCUCCGAGCAGAACGCGAACGUGCUCUUGAAGCAGAUCUUGGGCGUUUUGCUCAGGCAGAGCGUGAGCGUGAAGCUGCUGACGCAGAACGUGAACGUGAACGUGUUAGUCAAGAAGAACGCGAGCGCGCCGUCCAAGAAGAACAUGAGCGUAUUCUUCGAGAGAACCGUGAGCGUGAAGCUGGUGAAGCUGAACGGGAACGCGCCCGCGAGCGUAUUUUUCGAGAAAGUCGUGAAGCUUUUGAGGCAGAGCGUGAGCGUGAGCGUCAAGCACAUUUUGAACGUUUUGUUCGAGAAGAGCGUGAGCGUCAAGCUGAAGAGGCGGAGCGAGAACGUGAACGUCAAGCUGAAGAGGCAGAGCGAGAACGUGCUCGUCAAGCAGAACGUGAGAAUAUUUUUCGAGAAAGCCGUGAAGCUGUUGAGGCAGAGCGUGAACGUGCUCGUCGAGCAGAAUAUGAGCGUAUGCGAGAAGAAUUCAUCGAGCGUGAACGUCAACGAGCAGAAUUUGAGCGUUUUGUUCAAGAAGAACGUGAGCGUCAAGCUGAAGAGGCAGAGCGUGAACGUGCUCAACAAGCAGACCAGGAACGUGCUCGUCAAGCAGGACAGGAUCGCGCUCGUCAACCUCGUCCCUAUGAUUAUAUGAAUCCAACCCCGGGCUCUGGAGAUCAGCAUCGACCUCGUCGAUACGACCGCCGAUCUGAUCGCCGACCUGGCGUCGGAAUAGGAUUUGGUGUUUACGUUUACAUCGACAAGCAUCGAUGCAAGUGCUGCCAUCGCCGCUUCAAGAAGACGCGCGGCGUGUGGAUGAAGAGAUGUCGCUGUCCAGAACAGUGCACCACCUGCGGCCGCAGUUACAAGAGAAACGCACGAGAUGAGUGGGCUAAGAGAUGUCGUUGUCCAGAACAGUAUGAUCCUACGAGGAGGUGA
Molecule: messenger RNA, 2778 nt
Organism: Trichoderma virens Gv29-8
Lineage: Eukaryota; Fungi; Ascomycota; Sordariomycetes; Hypocreales; Hypocreaceae
Exons: 3
Coding region: 1-2778 (925 amino acids)
Source: RefSeq, a predicted model, not a curated record